This is a messenger RNA of Engraulis encrasicolus (European anchovy), 2697 nucleotides long. Its product is annotated as NXPE family member 3-like. The coding region runs from base 96 to 1835 and encodes 579 amino acids. The record is from RefSeq and is a predicted model, not a curated record. Lineage: Eukaryota; Metazoa; Chordata; Actinopteri; Clupeiformes; Engraulidae. The transcript has 8 exons.
AGAGAGCACAACGCAUAGACCACAUUUUCUUUCUUUUUAAAGUAAGGGAUACUGUUUUUGUGACUUUAGGACAAAGUGCACAAUUGUAGUUAAAAAUGAAAAGUGACUCCGUGGAUUCAGUUACUUACCAGAGGCAAAGGAUAAAACAUUUCUGGCCAUUCCAAAGUGGUCGUAGGCCUAUCCUUCAGUGGCUGAUAUUUCUGUCAUCAUUGGUGCUGCUGUAUGUCAUGGCUCUGUGGUCGUACCGUUCUGGAGACAGAACCACAGCCCAUGUGCCCCUUCCUAGGCCUUUUCUACAGCACCUCAACAGAACCCAGACACCCUCUGGUGAUACACCUCUGGCCUCCACGGCGCCCCCUGGCCUCAGUGUGGAAGAGUGGCAGCACCUGCUGAAGGCUAUCGACUGGGGUGGACCCGAGAGCCAGGUCACAUCUGCCAACAGGAGCACGAGCCCGUACCGGUCCACCUUCACUAUCGACAACCUCAAGCAGAGCUACUCUGUGGGAGAGGAGCUGCACGCCACCAUCUUCGCCAGAGAUUUUACUGGUCAGUCAAAAGGCUACGGAGGGGACUUUUUCCAGGCCAAAGUAUAUUCAAACAAAUUAAAGGCCAGUGUGUUUGGAGAGGUUUUGGACCACCAAAAUGGCACAUACUCGGCCCGCUUCAUCCUGCCAUGGCCGGGCAAGGCAUCGGUGGCCGUGCGCCUCAUUCACUCCAGCGAAGCGGUGCAGGUCCUGAAGCGUCACCGGAGAACGGAAUCAAACCGGAUUUACUUCUACGGCUUCUUUGUGGGCAAGGAUGGAAACGGGACUGAGGUGAAAGAGAGCAUUGUGUGUAACGUCAAGUGGGCCGGAGUGGUGCUGUCACCGGGAGAACAGAAGAACUGUGAGUACCGAGACGUCCGCACGGGAUUAACAUGGCAGUGCCGCCGCCCCAGAGUUCUGCCCUGCGACGCCCUGAUGUACCACUCUGCUGGCGGCUACGCCAAAACCAUGACGACACUGGAGCAGCAGCUCAUGGACAGGCGAAAGGUGGUGAACAAGUGGCUGAAGGCAGACCCUCGUCUUAUCACCAUAAAUGCUUCCAAUGCAACUGUGGGAGCGAAGAAUCUGUGCGGUCCCGGUUUGUCCACUCCGAUACCGGCAGGUUUCUACCUCAACAACGUCUGGACAUCGUUUGUGUGUGCCACCCGCCAUUUUGCUGUGAAGGACACGACCCAGUGCCUGAAGGACAAACACGUAUAUAUCAUGGGCGACUCCACCAGCAGACAGUGGUUCGAUUACCUGAUUUCAUCUGUGCCUACCCUGAAGCGUAUGAACCUCCACACUGAGGGCCAGGUGGGGCCACUGAUGGCAGUGGACGUGCAGAAUAACGCUGACCUUCAUUGGCGCGCACAUGGCCUCCCGCUGCGUUGCCGCAAGACUCCGUUCACGUCGCUCCAGUACAUCAGCAACGUCCUGGACGAAAUGGUGGGCGGGCCACAGACAGUCUUUGUGUUCAACAUGUGGGCGCACUUCACCAACUACCCGCUCUCCUACUUUGCCCACCGGGUGGCGCUUGUUCGGCGAGCAGUCGUGGCUCUAUUGAGGCGAGCGCCAGGGACCAAAGUCGUCAUCAAGACGGCCAACACGGGCUACAAGGAUAUCUACGGCAGCGAUUGGUUCUCCAUGCAGCUGGAUGGGAUUCUGCGGGAAGCGUUCCGCGACGUGGGGGUGUACAUUCUUGACGUGUGGCAAAUGACGGCUUGCCACUCCAACCCGGAGGGCAUCCAUCCAGCCCCGGUCAUCAUCAAGAACGAAGUGGACAUCCUCCUCUCUUUUAUGUGCCCCAGGUGAAGACACAUGAAAAUUGAAAAGAAUGUCCGCACACCAGGCUCCCGUUUCUAUUCAUUGCUUUCAUUUGAGUCUGGUGCGCGGACUUUAUUUUCAAUUUUCAUGUCACUUUGCUGGUCCUGGACCCAGAAUACUUUUGAGACGGAUGUGCAUGUUUUUUUUCUUUACUGAACCAAGUGGAGACACAGCCAUCACAGCCACUGGCUGACAGCUUUGACCGGGCCCAGGACAAAGCCAUCUGAAAGGGCCCCAACUCACCCAAUGCAUACAAUGUAAUGACAGCCCAAUUCCGGGACAACUGACCCAUUUGCACACAAAUGGUCUACUCCACAUCCAACAAACAUUAUGCAAACUAAAAAAAACAGGAUUAUUGUGCUUUUCUGCCUUAAUUUUGAAAGGAAAGUUAGGAGUUUGACAGGAGACGGGUGAAAGAGAGAGAUGGGGGAGGAUCAAGAAAUGACCUCAGGUGGGAAUUGGCCCUCGGUAACAGCACAGUCAGUGCCUUAGCUGUUGGAGCCACUGCCAAAGCCAAAAGCAAACUUUUUAAAAAUACUUUUUUAUUGCUUCAGGGGAAACUGGGAUUCUGCAUAGCGUACGUGUGUGUGUGUGUGUGUGGGUGUGCGUGUGUGUGUGCGUGUGUGAAAGAGGAAAAGACAGACAGAGAUAGGGAGUACUAUUUGCAUAUCAGCCACUUUUUGAAAGAGCCAAAAUAUACCGUGGGUAGAAAAAGUGUGUGAACCCUUAGGAAAUCGGAUUUCUACUUGAAUUGGACAUAUUGGACAUGUUUUCUAAUCUUCACCUAAUUCACAACAAUACACAAAUACUCUGCUCAAACUAAAACUGCAAAAAGAAUGUAUGAUUUCAU